AACUCAAAUCUGCCAGAAUUAAAGACCCGUGGGCCUUCUCCGUUAAAUUUCCUCUGCUAAAAUACAAAUCUCAUAGUACAAAACCUUUCUGCAUUCGAAUGGCACUCCCUGAAACCGAACAAGAAGCUGCUGAAACUCUCCUGGAUGCCUGGGACUACAAAGGCCGCCCUGCCCUAAAAUCCUCCUCUGGCGGUUGGGCUUGUGCCGCCAUGAUUUUAGGAGUCGAGGCUUGCGAGAGGUUGACAACCCUAGGAAUAGCUGUUAACCUGGUGACAUAUUUAACUGCUACCAUGCAUUUGGGCAAUGCUACCUCUGCAAAUACAGUCACUAAUUUUCUUGGAACUUCUUUUAUGCUGUGUUUACUUGGUGGCUUUGUCGCGGAUACAUUUUUGGGAAGGUACUUGACUAUUGGCAUCUUCGCAACUGUUCAAGCAAUGGGAGUAACAAUCUUGACAAUCUCAACUAUAAUUCCAAGUCUUCGACCGCCAAAAUGUUCCCCGGGCAGAGAAUCGUGCAUCCCUGCUAGUGGAAUGCAGCUAGUUGUUCUUUACAUAGCAUUGUAUCUAACCGCACUCGGGACCGGGGGCCUAAAAUCGAGUGUUUCAGGCUUUGGGUCAGACCAAUUUGAGGAUUCGGACAAGAAAGAAAGAGAACAAAUGACCAAGUUCUUCAGCUGGUUCUUCUUCUUCAUAAGCAUUGGAUCACUUGCUGCAGUGACAGUUCUUGUUUACAUUCAAGACAAUUUGGGGAGGGAAUGGGGAUAUGGAAUUUGUGCAUGUGCCAUUGUUUUUGGUGUAGUUGUGUUUUUGGCAGGCACAAGACGAUAUCGUUUCAAGAAACUUGUGGGAAGUCCUUUGACGCAGAUCGCCUCAGUGUUUGUGGCCGCAUGGAGGAAGAGACACAUCGAGCCGCCGUCCGAUCCUUCCCUUCUAUACAGUGUUGAUGAUAUUGAAGUAAAUAGCAAGAAGAAGAAGCAAAAAUUACCGCACAGCAAAGAGUUCAGGUUCCUUGACAACGCAGCAAUCAAAGAUCCUGAAAUAUCUAUGGUGAGUAAGUGGUAUCUUUCAACGUUAACCGACGUAGAAGAAGUCAAGUUGGUGGCUAGAAUGCUACCCGCAUGGGCCACAACAAUAAUGUUUUGGACUGCCUAUGCCCAAAUGACCACAUUCUCAGUGUCACAGGCCACCACAAUGGAUCGACACAUCGGAAAAUCGUUCCAAAUUCCGGCUGCCUCCCUAACUGUCUUCUUUGUCGGUAGCAUUCUCCUAACCGUCCCAAUUUACGAUCGCAUCAUUGCUCCGAUUUGCAGAAGGAUUAUAAAGAACCCUCACGGUCUCACUCCAUUACAACGUAUAGGAGUCGGCCUAGUACUAUCGAUACUAGCCAUGGUUGCAGCUGCACUUACUGAAAUCAAGAGG
Molecule: messenger RNA, 1418 nt
Organism: Olea europaea var. sylvestris
Lineage: Eukaryota; Viridiplantae; Streptophyta; Magnoliopsida; Lamiales; Oleaceae
Product: protein NRT1/ PTR FAMILY 6.3-like
Exons: 5
Biological process (GO): transmembrane transport; response to nitrate; oligopeptide transport
Cellular component (GO): membrane
Molecular function (GO): nitrate transmembrane transporter activity
Source: RefSeq, a predicted model, not a curated record